AUGGCGAAAGACGUCGACGAGAGUAGAGUCCUACAACAUGGCCACGCCGAAGCGUCUGCGACUACAGAUGCGGAAACUGCCAAGGCAGACGAGCACGAGAUGGCGAUCCCAGUCACUGACGACGCCUGGUUGGCCGUAGAGAAACGCCUUCGUCGCAAGCUCGACCUCACUCUCAUGCCCAUCAUUUGGAUACAUGCUCAUGCAGCUGCCGAGCAACAUGCUCCUUACCCGAGUGCGACCAUCACUCUAUAUCCCAUUCUGGGUGUGCGCAUGGUCUUGCAUAUCAGCCUCAACCGCCGCAACUCAUAG
This is a messenger RNA of Colletotrichum chrysophilum, 309 nucleotides long. RefSeq lists its product as uncharacterized. Bases 1 to 309 code for a protein of 102 amino acids. The record is from RefSeq and is a predicted model, not a curated record. Lineage: Eukaryota; Fungi; Ascomycota; Sordariomycetes; Glomerellales; Glomerellaceae. The transcript has 2 exons.